AUGUCCACUUCGCCCGCUCCCUCAGCCUCUCGCGGCGAUAUCACCCUCCAGCCGUCCUAUUUCACCUCCUCGCUCUAUGUCGGACCUCUGCGCGAAGAUAUUUCUCGUCUGAUAUACGCCUUUUCGGAGCAGUAUGUCGGGCCGCAGCAACCAUGUCAACCAUUUGCGCUUUUCAAGAAGUUAUGGACAGAUCUGGGGUGGAGUUGGAUUCACUUCAAAGUCUUUGAUGCUCGUGCGCGAGAGACCUUCAUCGAUGUCACGGAAAGACUAUUUCUGGAACGUAUGGCAGACACUGAGCCUCCCCUCGCUAGAGUUAUUGCGCUCUUCGCUUUGUAUACUUUUUACUCCACACAGCCAUCUACGUCGACUCCUGCCCUGCGCUGUUCGAAGUACCUCGAUGUCCCGAUUGAUGCUUACACGUCCAUUAUUACAUUACCGUCAACUCUGAUAGAGCCAGGGCUACAUCCAUUACAACCGUAUGUCAUCCACCUGCUCACCACGCUCAUCGAUUCGCAGGCGUUCCAUAUCCUGCCCCGUUCCGAGCUUCGCCCCUUCAAUCCAAGCGUGCUUCCGAGAGAAAUAUUCGUUCAGGACGGAGAAGAACCUACUGCGCUUACUGGGUUAACAAGUGACGAAACUGCAUCAUCAUUUGCGCGUCCUCAAAAGAAGAAGGGCCGCCCAUCCAGGCGCGAAAAGGCCAAGAAAGCCAAAGACGCGCUAGUUGCUCUGGAGAAAUAUGUAGAGAAGAACAGCGUACCAUCAUCCGGUUCAGGUUUGCUCCAAAGUGGUAUGCAGAGCGCAUGGUCCACGCCAGUGCCAUCCCAGGUGACGCACACUUUGUUAACCCACCCACCCACCACCACACGAAACAACUAUCGGGCGCACAAAAUGCAGCUGUUGGAUGUUCUCGACCCUUACACGGGCGCGCCGUCGAGUUCUACGGGUGCGGUAGAAGGAACGGCAACAUGGAAGGCGCUGGAGAAGGCAAAUGAGGCACUCCUGGCGCGGCUACGGGAGAUCGACGCGCUUGCUGCGGAGAAGGGGUUGGAAGUUGGUGGAGAGGGUGGGGAAAAGACUGGGCUGGCGAGAGUAGAGAAAGCUGCGAAGGAGCUGCAUGAGCGUAGUGGUGCGAGUCCGUGGGCGAGAGGAGGGAUCCUGGGGCUGUUGGAGGGCGCAGGCUUGGAUUUCAGCGAGGAAGGUGAUGUGGGCGGCAGCGGUGAGAUGGACGGGACAGGCGGCUGA
Messenger RNA from Sparassis crispa, 1242 nucleotides. RefSeq lists its product as hypothetical. The record is from RefSeq and is a predicted model, not a curated record. Lineage: Eukaryota; Fungi; Basidiomycota; Agaricomycetes; Polyporales; Sparassidaceae. The coding region runs from base 1 to 1242 and encodes 413 amino acids. Gene Ontology annotation, cellular component: snRNA-activating protein complex. Gene Ontology annotation, biological process: snRNA transcription by RNA polymerase II; snRNA transcription by RNA polymerase III. Gene Ontology annotation, molecular function: sequence-specific DNA binding. The transcript is spliced from 3 exons.